AUGAGUGACACCACCAACUCCGAUCAGGGCCAGACCGGAACUGGUAGCAGCUACGUGCAUGUUGAGCGCAGCGAUGUCGAAAGCUACCAGAACAGUCUCUAUGCUGGUCAGCUCGACUACUCGGAAUCUUCAGCUUCCUGGGGAAACCUCCAAUCCGGAUCCAGCGGCCAGAAUGUUGCUUCCCGGGAUGCUGCCGGUGGUCAACACACGGACUGCACUCGGUGGUUCGAGCCAGGCUGGCGUCGCAGUCCCUACCAGAUAUCGACCAUGUACGCCGGGCCUAGCGACUACAACCCACAUACUCACCCCUCUACAACUUACAAGAUGACAUUAGGCAAACCUAUCCUGCGCUUACUCAAGGUGACGAUACGAUGUCUCCUUACAGGGCAGCAUUCGGACAAGUGCCAGAUGGGCGGUGGUCCACAGUCUACCAACAAGCCGAACGUCGGCAGCAUCUGGACCAACAAGUGA
Molecule: messenger RNA, 471 nt
Organism: Alternaria ventricosa
Lineage: Eukaryota; Fungi; Ascomycota; Dothideomycetes; Pleosporales; Pleosporaceae
Exons: 2
Coding region: 1-471 (156 amino acids)
Source: RefSeq, a predicted model, not a curated record